GUUUUUGUGAUCAGCCUCCUACAGGACCUACAGCUGACAGACAGACAGACAGACAGACAGACAGACAGACAGACAGACAGACAGACAGACAGACAGACAGACAGGCAGGCAGGCAGGCAAACAGACAGGCAGUCAGGCAGGCAGACAAGACAAGACAGACAGACAGGGCAGACAGAAAGGGCAGACAGACAGAAGGACAAUCAGAAAGAAAAGGCAGGCAGGAAGGCAGGCAGACAGACAGAUGAGCAGACAGACAGGCAGGGCAGGGCAGGGCAGGCAGACAGACAGAAAGGGCAGACAGACAGAAGGACAAUCAGAAAGAAAAGGCAGGCAGGAAGGCAGGCAGACAGACAGAUGAGCAGACAGACAGGCAGGCAGGCAAGGCAGGCAGGAAGGAAGGAAGGAAGGCAGACAGACAGACAGACAGACAGGCAGGCAGGCAGGCAGGCAGACGAGCAGACAGACAGGCAGGCAGGGCAGGGCAGGCAAGCAGACAAACAGACACCCACAGACCUUUCGCAUUACCAUUGGGAGUCACAGAUCCAGUUUAGUGUGGAUUACCUGGAUUACUGCACGCCGACAGUCGCUCCAUACGGACUGGAACCUGCUUCCUAUGAACAAUGGAACAGAUGCCUUUAUUAAUGUGUUAAGGGUUACUCCUUUUGAUUGGAUCCUGUUCAUAUUACUUUUCUUUGCCUUUUCUCUUUGUCCUUUUUUUCCUAUUUCUGUUUUUCUUUUCUUUUUCUUUUUUACAUUGGAAUUCCAGCGACUUUUUAUAAAUUAACCCAUUGGACACUGCGGGUUCUCCUGUUCUCGAAAAGAUGCGAUCACCAUGGGGACAGGUAAAGUGUUUAAGAUCAUAUGUGUUGACGACCACAACAACCUGCUGUUUUACAUCAUCGAUCACUACUGGACUGGAGAGUAAAGACUGUCGUUGAAGAGGAGCCAAGAACUGACCAGAUGGCGACUCCAUGUUUCUAUUGUGAAGGCUGUGCUACUGAUCUCUACAGGCAUCCUCAGCUGGACAUGGACAUAGAUUCGGUGAAGGCCAUCUACGCUGACACGGCUGUCUCCGUCAGAGAGCAUGGGUCCAUUGAUGAUGUGGACGUUGACAUGCUAAUCAAUGUCAGCUUCCUAGAUGAUGAAGUAGCCAGGGCCUGGAAGAUCGUCCCAACAGAGCCUAUUAUUGUCCGGCUGCGCUUCUCACUGUCCCAAUACCUGAAUGGACCAGCACCCUCUGUGGAGGUGUUCCAACCUUCUAACAGAGAAGGAUUCAGCCUGGGACUACAGCUGCAGAAGGUCAUCUCUAGCUUUGUGUCCCAGCAGUGGAAGUACCUGAGUAAUGAAACCCUCACGGCCCAACAGAAGACCAGACACACUUGGUUCAAACCUGGAGGAACCAUCAAGAGGUUCAGGGCUGGACUCAGCAUCCUCUCGCCCAUAUCCAAGUCCAGUGGCCAGGAGCAUGUUCUGAAGGUGAAGAUGAUUGGACCGGAGCUGAAAGUGAAUCGCCUUAUGAAUCGGACAAUGGCUUACACCAUCAAGAACACCAGAGGAGAACUCCUCACAUACACAACUAAUGGCAAGAGGGUGGCGGUGUCUGCUGUCAAGUCUCCGGCUCACAUCACAACUAAACAGCUGAUUGAGCUGCUGUUCUCAUCCCAAGCCUUUAUUCAGUGCAAGUCAGCCCCCACCCUGCAACAUGGGUUCUUAGUACAGGUAAUGAAAUACGCAGAACAGAGAAUCCCCACUCUGAAUGAAUACUGUGUGGUCUGUGACGAACGACACAUCUUUCAAUACGCCUCUAUGUUGAAGCCUGCAGUGUGUAGCAGGGAACUGUGCGUGUUUUCUUUCUACACCUUGGGAGUGAUGGCAGGAGCUGCAGAGGAGGUGUCGAAUGGAGCAGAGAAGAAGAGCUACGAUCGACUGCAGAAAGCUCUGGACAGCAUCAUGACCAUCAGGGAGAUGACCCAGGGUCCGUAUUCAUCAAUCAAGAAACAGAUGGACACCAUAGAUCCUCUUGCUCACCCUCUGCUUCAAUGGAUCACAUCAAGCAACAGAUCACAUAUUGUCAAGCUCCCGCUGAACAGGCAACUGAAGUUCAUGCACACUCCACAUCAGUUCCUGUUGACCAGUAGCCCUCCUGCUAAAGAAGCACGCUUCCGGGUUGCUAGGAAACUAUAUGGCAGCACCUUCGCAUUCCAUGGUUCCCACAUAGAGAACUGGCAUUCUAUUCUGAGAAAUGGACUUGUCAACGCCUCAUGCACAAAACUGCAGCUGCAUGGUGCUGCGUACGGGAAGGGUAUCUACCUGAGUCCUGUCUCUAGCGUCUCAUAUGGAUACUCAGGAAUGGGUAGAGGACAGCACCACGUGACCACCAAAGAGGAGCUGGGCAAACGUUACAACCGUAUCAACACCAUACAACAGGAAAGACAGGGCCAGUCCAGGUUUCUUCAGAGCAGGAAUUUAAACUGCAUCGCACUUUGUGAAGUGAUAACAUCAAAGGACCUUCAGAAACAUGGGGACACAUGGGUGUGUCCAAUAUCCGACCACGUCUGCACACGAUUCUUCUUUGUGUAUGAGAACGGCCAGGUGGGAGAUGCCGACAUCAACACCCAGGACAUAAGGAUUGAGCAAGAGAUAAUACAGGCGAUUGAGACUAAGCCUAUCUGAGCAGGACAUGUGAGACAGAGCUUUAAGUACAGUAUGGCUGGAGACAGCUAUAUGUACAGUAGAGCUCUGGCCAGAGAUACACAGCUAUAUGUACAGUAUGGGUCUGGCCAGAGAUACACAACUAUAUGUACAGUAUGGGUCUGGCCAGAGAUACACAGCUAUAUGUACAGUAUGGCUGGAGACAGCUAUAUGUACAGUAGAGCUCUGGCCAGGAAUACACAGCUAUAUGUAAAGUAUAGCUCUGGCAGGAGAUACACAGCUAUAUGUACAGUAUGGGUCUGGCUGGGGAUACACAGAUGGACCCAGGGAGGAUAGGGGACUCUUGCCAUUUAAACACUACUGAAACACUACUACAAUGCCGCAGAGCUGUGCUGCACUGGCCUGGUUACACAUGGACCACAUAAAUCAAGUAUCUGAAUAUCGUAUGGACCAAUGAGGUACUUUGAAUAUCAUAUAUGGUCCAAUGGGGAACUUGGAGCAUCGUAUGGACCAACCCUGAAUAUCACAUGGACCAAUGGGGAACUCUGAAUAUCAUAUGAACCAAUGGGGAACUUGGAAUAUCAUAUGGACCAAUGGGGAGCUCUGAAUAUCAUAUGAAUCAAUGGAGAACUCUGAAUAUCAUAUGAACCAAUGGGGAACUUGGAAUAUCAUAUGGACCAAUGGGGAACUUGGAAUAUCGUAUGGACCAAUGGGAAACUUGGAACAUCGCAUGGACCAAUGGGGAGACCUCAGAAUAUUGCAUGGACCAAUAGGGAGCUCCACAUAGAAAGAAAGAAAGAAAGAAAGAGUGUCCUUACCAAAGGCAGUCACACAACUUCACAUGGAGACCUGAUCACUAUUGACCUCCAAGGGAAUGUCAUAUUUCAUUGUCAUUAGAGGCAAUAGGAUUUGCUAUGUGACAGAUGUGGAGGGAUUUUCCCUUAUGAAUAUUAUAAUGUGAUUAUAACACGAUUAGGCUUUGCACAUUGGUCAUCAUGCAACUGCCUCUAAAAAAACUAAACAAUGGAUUUGACUUGCCUUUAAAACAUAUAUCACAAUACAGUGAACAGUGGUUUGUAUAAGAACAUGACUAUUCUCGUGCAAUACUUUUAUAAUCAUUUCUUAUGACCAUAUUUUGUAUUAAAGUUUGGCGGAUUGUUUAACCA
Messenger RNA from Oncorhynchus kisutch (coho salmon), 3818 nucleotides. RefSeq names its product protein mono-ADP-ribosyltransferase PARP6-like. Bases 961 to 2673 code for a protein of 570 amino acids. NCBI's taxonomy places the organism in Eukaryota, Metazoa, Chordata, Actinopteri, Salmoniformes, Salmonidae. The transcript is spliced from 18 exons. The record is from RefSeq and is a predicted model, not a curated record. Gene Ontology annotation, molecular function: NAD+ poly-ADP-ribosyltransferase activity.